AUGGCUAAAUCCGAUGUGUAUCUCGUAACCGGUGGAGCUGGAUUUGUUGGUAGUCAUUUGAUUGAUCGUCUACUAGAACUUAAUCUUGGUCAUGUUAUCCUAUUAGAUAGUUUCAACGAUUAUUAUUCACCAAUAAUUAAACAACGAAAUGUUGCAUUACUUGAAGAUCGUUAUCCAACUCAUGUUUUUGAUGGCAAUUUCAUUGCUAUUCAAGGUAGUAUCAAUGACGAAGAAUUAUUACGAAUGAUUUUUACCAAAUAUAAAAUAACACAUAUUGUUCAUCUUGCUGCACUUGCUGGCGUUCGUUCAUCAACAUCUCAAAUAGGAAAAUAUAUGGAAAUCAAUUAUUCAGGUACACAACUCUUACUUGAUCUUGCUGCUUCACAGAAGGUUAAACAAUUCAUUUUUGCUUCAACAUCCAGUGUUUAUGGACAAACAGAUAAAUUACCAUUUGUUGAAACUGACUCAUGUGCACAACCUUUAUCACCCUAUGCAGCAACAAAGCGUGCUGCAGAAAUCUUAGCACACGUUUAUCAUAAUAUGAAUGAACUUAAUAUAACUAUUUUACGUCUAUUUAAUGUUUAUGGGCCAAGAGGUCGACCUGACAUGAUGCCAUUUAAAUUGAUGCGUGCCUGUAUCGAUCCAACAUGUACUAUUGAUGUAUUUGAUGAUGGUGAAAUAAAACGUGAUUGGACUUAUAUUGAUGAUGUCAUUGAUGCAUUUAUAAAUGCACUUGAACAACAAUAUGGUUAUGAAAUAAUAAAUAUUGGAUGUGGAAAUCCAAUAAAAUUAUCAACGUUCAUCGAGCAUAUUGAACAUUUAUCCGGUAAACAUAUAUCAAAACGAUCGAUGAAAUCACAUAAAACAGAACCGUCCAUAACGUAUUGUGAUAAUUCAAAAGCAAGAAAACUUCUAAAUUUUGCACCGAAAACAAAUAUAUAUGAAGGAUUAGAAAAAACUUGGAAUUGGUUUCGACAAGAAUACAAUGUUGAUGAUGAUUAUUGCUGA
Rotaria socialis is the source of this 1008-nucleotide messenger RNA. NCBI's taxonomy places the organism in Eukaryota, Metazoa, Rotifera, Eurotatoria, Philodinida, Philodinidae. The record is from the annotation of a GenBank genome assembly.